AUGAUGCGCAAAAGAAAAGAUAGUGGAUCAACUUAUGAUAAACCAAGUAAAAUAGCUAAAUUACAAGUAUCAUUAGAAGCACUUGUUGAACAAGCUCUUUCACAAACAAAUGCAAAAGGGGAAGAUGAGAAUAAACAUGAGGAAGAAGAUGGAGAUGGUGAGGAUGGAGAUGAUGACGAAAGUGAUAAAGAAGAUGAGGAUGAAGACGAAAAAGAAAGUGAGAAAAGAGACAAGGAGGAAGAAGAUGAAAAGAAAAGUGAGGAAGGAGAUGAUGUUAAAAGUGGGGAAGAUGCUAAAGAGGAAAAUGAAAAAGAGAAGAGGAAAGAACCAAUGAAUUAA
Capsicum annuum is the source of this 339-nucleotide messenger RNA. Its product is annotated as glutamic acid-rich protein-like. The coding region runs from base 1 to 339 and encodes 112 amino acids. Lineage: Eukaryota; Viridiplantae; Streptophyta; Magnoliopsida; Solanales; Solanaceae. The record is from RefSeq and is a predicted model, not a curated record. The transcript is spliced from 2 exons.